Drosophila yakuba is the source of this 670-nucleotide messenger RNA. RefSeq lists its product as uncharacterized. The transcript has 3 exons. NCBI's taxonomy places the organism in Eukaryota, Metazoa, Arthropoda, Insecta, Diptera, Drosophilidae. The record is from RefSeq and is a predicted model, not a curated record. Bases 142 to 597 code for a protein of 151 amino acids.
UAUUUUAUUGUGAACUUUCGCUUCAUGUAGACUGGCUAAUUCCAGUUGUGUUCGUUUUUUGUAAUUCUUACUUGGGCCGAUAUUAUUUUACUCGUGUAUUAUUACAAAUUACAUAAAUUAAACAUCUUUGAAAUCUUUAAAAUGAGUUUUCAUUUUGCUGUAUGUGCCCUCAUUUUGACAGCCUUGACAGUCUCUCUGUGUGCUGAACAAAAAAUUACACAGGAUGACGCUACGAAAGCAGGUGAAAUACGAAUUUUCAAACGCCUUAUUCCUGCCGAUGUUCUAAGAGAUUUUCCGGCAAUGUGCUUUGCUUCUACUCGAUGUGCCACUGUUGAGCCCGGAAAGUCGUGGGACCUGACUCCAUUCUGCGGUCGAUCUACUUGUGUUCAAAAUGAGGAAAAUAAUACCAAGCUUUUGGAACUCGUAGAAGAUUGCGGCCCAUUGCCACUGGCAAAUGACAAAUGUAAACUGGACACAGAAAAGACUAAUAAAACCGCAUCAUUUCCUUAUUGCUGCCCCAUCUUUUCAUGUGACCCCGGUGUUAAAUUGGAAUACCCCGAGAUCGGAAGGGAUAAUGACAAAAAGAGUGUUGAGUGAUUAAAAACGAAUUCCGUUGACAUAUGAAAAUAUGUGUCAAUACAAUAAAGGCAUCUGUUUCUUUAUUCAGAAA